AUGGUUCUCCUCAGGAAUGCCGUGAAAGUAGCAGCUUGCGUCUCAGGUUGUGCAGUUGCUGCCAAAGUUUGGGAUGAUGGCACCUUACGAAAGGUCCAUGCAUUCACCACAGAACGAAAGUCAUUUGACGAGCAUUUUCCACGAGGGAAAUGCUACGUUUUACUGUUCGGCAAUUUACUUACUGAAAUACUCUUCAGCCGAUCUCCGUCGUUUCUCCUCAAUAAAAAGAAAUACGCAGAAGCAAAUGAAGCAGAGAAGAAGAAAAUGGACGAGGAGGUAAAAUCGAAAGCCACUAGGAACAUUUUUCUCAUUCGUCAUGGCCAAUAUUUCAUGGAUUCAGAAACGAAAAACCUUACUCCACUAGGAAAAGAACAAGCUGCAUACCUUGGAAAACGCUUGGCUGAAUCCGGAAUGAAAUUCGAUAGCCUCGUCAUGUCGACAAUGCCGAGAGCUACAGAAACUGCUGAGAUUAUACUGGAGCAUAUGCCAGACUUGAAGAGGACGUCUUGCUCCCUGAUUGAGGAAGGUCCACCAUAUCCACCAAUUCCCGCCGUAGAUCACUGGAAACCACCUCACUCCGAGUUCUUCGCCGAAGGGGCCAGGAUAGAGUCAGCGUUUCGGCGGCACAUUCACCGCGCUCCACCUUCGCAAAAAGAUGAUUCAUACGAAAUUAUUGUAUGUCACGCGAAUGUCAUUCGAUAUUUCGUUUGCCGAGCUCUACAAUUUCCACCUGAGGGAUGGCUACGAAUGUCCCUCGGAAAUUGCAGCAUCACAUGGUUAGUGAUCAGACCAUCAGGACGAGUUAGUCUGCGCAGCUUAGGAGAUAUUGGACAUAUUCCGCCUUCGAAAGUCUCUUUCACAUAA
This is a messenger RNA of Haemonchus placei, 864 nucleotides long. NCBI's taxonomy places the organism in Eukaryota, Metazoa, Nematoda, Chromadorea, Rhabditida, Trichostrongylidae. The record is from the annotation of a GenBank genome assembly.